Molecule: messenger RNA, 1620 nt
Organism: Thermochaetoides thermophila DSM 1495
Lineage: Eukaryota; Fungi; Ascomycota; Sordariomycetes; Sordariales; Chaetomiaceae
Product: amino acid permease-like protein
Exons: 2
Coding region: 1-1620 (539 amino acids)
Biological process (GO): amino acid transmembrane transport
Cellular component (GO): membrane
Molecular function (GO): amino acid transmembrane transporter activity
Source: RefSeq, a predicted model, not a curated record
AUGCUGUUCCCUUUGAAGGGAGACACUCAGCCUUCCAAGGCCAAGGAUGACGAAGCUGUCAUUGCCAGCAAUGGCUCUGACUCCGACGACUUCCGCGAGAUUGACCCUAACAGCGGUGUCAAGCGCGGCCUUAAGACCAGACAUCUCUCCAUGAUGGCAUUGGCUGGUAUCAUUGGCCCUGGUCUGCUUGUCGGGUCAGGCGGUGCCCUGUCAUCUGGCGGUCCGGCCUCCCUCCUGAUCGGAUUCGGUGUUAUUGGCAUUGUUGCUUUCUCUAUCAUGCAGAGUCUCGGCGAGCUCACAACCCUCUACCCCACUGGCGGCGCCUUCACCUCUUUGAGUGACCGUUUCGUCGACAAGGCUUUUGGUGUGGCAGUCGGCUGGAACUACUUCAUCAUUUGGUUCUGCGUCUUGGCCAACGAGUAUAAUGUCAUUUCCAGCAUCAUGACCUUCUGGAGUGAGAAGGUUCCCAUUUGGGGGUACUUCCUAAUCUUCUGGUUUGCAUUCUUGGCCUUCCAGCUACUUGGCGUUGAAACCUUCGGUGAAGCUGAGUUUUGGUUGGCGUUGAUCAAGAUCGUAGGGCUCAUCGCCUACUUUUUCUUCAGCAUCAUCUACGCUUCUGGUGGCGUUAAGGGCGCCCCGGCCAUCGGGUUCAAAUAUUGGCAUGACCCAGGCGCUUUCGCAGACGGGUUCAGGGGCGUUGCCUCUGUCUUCGUCUUCUGCAGCACUUUUUACGCCGGUGUUGAGGCUGUCGCCGUUGCUGCGACCGAGACCAGGAAUCCAGGCCGUGCCGUUCCCCUCGCUAUUCGUCAAGUCUUUAUCCGCAUCAUUGUCGUAUACAUGGGUAGUGCCUUCUUCUUCGGUCUAACCUGUCCUUCCAACGCUGAGGGCCUCAUCGGCGGCGCACAGCGUGCCCUCAGAAGUCCCAUGACAAUUGCCAUCCAGAAUGCGGGCUGGCAAAGCGGAGUUCACCUCAUCAAUGCGUUCAUAUUCAUCACCACUCUUAGCGCCAUCAACAGCUCCAUCUACAUUGCCAGUCGUACCAUCCUGUUCAUGGCUCAGGAUGGCAAGGCUCCCAAGUUCUUCGGCUGGACCGACAAGCGUGGUGUCCCAAUUCCCGCCAUCGUCUUCACCAACCUGUGCGGUGCUCUGAGCAUGAUGAACGUUAGCACCGGUGCCAGCAAGGCCUACAGUUACAUCGUCAACCUCAGCGGUGUCUCGACCUUCCUCGUCUGGGGAGCUAUUAGCUUCACUCACAUCCGCUUCCGCUCAGCUUGGAAGGCUCAGGGUUACUCAGAGUCAGAUCUCCCGUUUGUUUCUCUCUGGUAUCCCUGGAACGCUUACUUCGGUCUGGCCUCUAACAUCUUCCUGGCUCUGAUCCAAGGUUGGAAGACCCUUGCCCCGUUCAGCGCUGGCGAUUUUGUGGAUGCGUACAUCCUCCUCCCUCUCUUUGGUGUCAUCUACGUCGUCUACAAGUUUGUUUUUAAGACCAAGUUCUGGAGCUCUCUCGAGGUCGACCUCCAGUCAGGAAGGCGCAAGGAUUUGGACUCGGCAAAGUAUGCUCAAAAGGCCCAAGAUGUUGAGUCUUUGCCAUGGUGGAAGAAAGCCUGGAAGAGCCUCUGA